GGCCUUUGGGAAGAGGCCGAGCCGGGGUGUCCUAACCUGGGUAGCAGAACACUAUGGGUGAUGUUGAAAAGGGUAAAAAGCUGUUCGUUCAAAAAUGUUCUCAGUGCCAUACGGUCGAAAAAGGUGGAAAACACAAGACUGGCCCAAACCUUUGGGGUCUGUUAGGUCGCAAAACGGGACAAGCCCCUGGAUUUUCUUAUUCAGAUGCUAACAAGAAUAAAGGUAUUGUCUGGAGCGAAAACACAUUGAUGGAAUAUUUGGAGAAUCCAAAGAAAUACAUUCCUGGAACUAAAAUGAUUUUUGCUGGCAUUAACAAGAAGACUGAAAGAGCAGAUCUUAUUGCAUACUUGAAAAAAGCAACCUCUUAAUGAAAUAUUAUUGCAGCUUCCAUGAUGUCAACUUAAUUUCCAGUUUGAAUAAGUCUUAUGC
Euleptes europaea (tarantolino) is the source of this 429-nucleotide messenger RNA. Its product is annotated as cytochrome c. The record is from RefSeq and is a predicted model, not a curated record. Gene Ontology annotation, biological process: mitochondrial electron transport, cytochrome c to oxygen; mitochondrial electron transport, ubiquinol to cytochrome c. Gene Ontology annotation, cellular component: mitochondrial intermembrane space. Bases 54 to 368 code for a protein of 104 amino acids. The transcript is spliced from 3 exons. Lineage: Eukaryota; Metazoa; Chordata; Lepidosauria; Squamata; Sphaerodactylidae. Gene Ontology annotation, molecular function: heme binding; electron transfer activity.